AAAGUCUUACAACCGGAUUAACCCUAACCCCGCAAAAAUAUGACCGCUGCUCCGAAAUAUUUUGCUUCUGCUUUUAAAACUGCAAAGCUAAAAUGCAUUCACCGACCAACCCUUGAGUAAAAUGACGCCUAAAACUUUCAAUUUUCCCGCCAAACGCACAACCGCACUUUUCCUUCUAACCGCAACCGCCGCCGCCGCCGCCGCCGCACAAACUACUAACUCCGCCGUGCUCUCUCAUCUUCCAUCACUCUCAGCCGACAAAGCUGGAGGCGAAAUCCAUGGUCUCCUCCGCACCGCUCGUGCCGUCUCCACGGUCGCUUCCACUGUUGUUGACUAUGAAUUCUCUUUGCGUGGCCUUAAAAAGGACUCCGACCAGUACCGUCUAACGAUUUCUCAGGUGCAUCUACGCUCCGCCAAGAGGUUUCUCAAGUUAUGCGAAGCCAACAAAGGGUUUUAUGUGAAGGCUGGGCAGUUUGUUGCGGCGCAGAAAGUGCUUCCUACAGAGUACUCGUCCACUUUGUCUUCGUUACAGGACCGGGUUGCUCCUGUUCCUUUUAAAAUAGUCAGGGAGGUGUUAAAGAAUAGUCUCGGACCUAAUUUCUCUGAUAUGUUUUUGUCAAUUGAUGAACAACCUGUAGCUGCUGCAUCUAUUGCUCAAGUUCACCGUGCAGUGCUGAAAAGCGGUUAUGAUGUAGCAAUCAAGGUACAAUAUCCUUGGAUAGAGCAGCAGAUGAAUUUUGAUACAAGAACAAUGUAUUUCCUAUCGAAAACUAUUGCAUGGUUAUACCCUCAAUACAAGCUCGAGUGGCUACCCUUAGCGUUUGCUAAGUCUAUGUCUUCAGAACUUGAUUUUGUUCAGGAGGCAAGGAAUUCUGAGAUAGCAGCCAAAACAUUCAGAAAUAACAAAAUGGUCAAGAUUCCUCAUGUAUUCUGGGACUUGACAACAAGGCUUGUCCUAACCAUGCAGUUUUGUGCAGGACACAAGAUUGAUGACUUGGAUUUUCUGAAUCAGAUUGGGGUUGAUCCAGAAAAGGUAGCAAAAUCACUGAUUCAGCUAUUUGCUGAAAUGAUAUUUGUACAUGGUUACAUACAUGGUGAUCCUCACCCUGGUAAUAUUUUAGUUUCCCCAGAAGGCUGUAAUGGUUUCUCUUUGGUUCUUCUAGAUCACGCAGUGUACACGAUAUUGGAUGAAGAAUUUAGAAAAGAUUUCUGUAUGUUAUGGGAAGCCUUGAUUCUCAAGGAUUCAAUGAAAACAUUGUGGUUUGGUGAGCGAUUAGGUUCUGGGAAGUAUUCCAGAUACUUACCCAUCAUUUUCACUGGAACAACCAUUGAAAGCAAAUAUGCCGUUGGAAUAUCGAUUGAAGAAAAAGAGGCCUUGAAACGUGAAUUGAAAUCUCUGUUAUUUGAGGAUUUGCAUUCAUUCAUGGAGUCUCUGCCGCCAGAUUUUAUUGCUAUUAUGCGUGCAGAUGCACUGAUAAGGUCAAUUAUUAGAAAGAUGGAUGUCUCACGGGUCAUGAGGUUGCUAACUUACACCAAAUAUGCUGUGUAUGGUGGUCUGUGUCCAAAAUUGAAUGAAGGGGAAUCACGUAAAAUACUCGGAACAAACUUCUAUUUUGCUGUGAAAGCUGGUUUUUUCAGUUUCAUAUCAACGUUAAAAUAUGUUCGAAUCCUAAUAACAGUCCUUAUAGGGGCCAAUAAUGUUAUCCCUUGGCAGCAGAAGUUGAAAAGUGUACGGAGUUACUUGUAUAGUAAGAUAAAUUAUGACUCUUUGGGCUUCUUGGUGCAUUCUGUUUUUCUUCUUUUAUGCAUCCGUCCUGCAUUGUUCUAAAACCUUGAAUUCUUAUGAGAUAUAAGCAUUAAAGAAGUGAACUGUUAUAAGAUUAAAAUGAAUUGCAACUGUCUUAAACAUUGCGUA
Molecule: messenger RNA, 1915 nt
Organism: Vigna radiata var. radiata (mung bean)
Lineage: Eukaryota; Viridiplantae; Streptophyta; Magnoliopsida; Fabales; Fabaceae
Exons: 16
Coding region: 122-1828 (568 amino acids)
Source: RefSeq, a predicted model, not a curated record